Messenger RNA from Enterobius vermicularis (human pinworm), 645 nucleotides. The record is from the annotation of a GenBank genome assembly. Lineage: Eukaryota; Metazoa; Nematoda; Chromadorea; Rhabditida; Oxyuridae.
AUGCAAGAGUUGGAUAUUGACGGGUAUACGGUAGCGUAUCUGCUAACCUUUUCAUUGUGGAUUUUGAUAACUUUAGCUUUGAUUGCUCAACGUCAAAUUUUUCGCUUUCGGAAAAAUAAUAUGCGUCGAGAACAGAACUCAAUUGUCGGUGCAGGUCUUUCCAAGAGUAAAAGGAUUGAACUGAACAAAGGCAUCGAUGCAGUCUACCAGUUUCAAUUACUGCGUGCUCCGAAAUUUACGGAAAUAGGAACCAUCAGUGAACAUGCCAAUGCUCCUUACAUUUACCGAAUGAUUGCACUAGAUGAAUUACGUGAGAUAGACCGUCAGCUUCAGUUCAUCAACAGCGAUUUGUUACGGUUACCUGGGGAGUCUGCUUAUGCGUAUCUCAGCCGUCUUCGCUCACUUGCCCUUCCUAUGCUAUCGCAGUCUAUAAUUGAACGUAUUGGUUAUUUGGCUGAACACUGUCGUUUUCGAUCUCAGCCCUUUGGUGAGGAACAGCUCAAUGAGUUGAGAGAACUCAUCAUGGACGUAGUUAGAGUGCUAAACCAUGAACAAGAACGUCUUUCUGCGUUGAAGCUACAAAGUCGUAGUGGCACUUUUGAAGCUCCCACAAUGUCUUCUGAGGAUUCCGGAAGGAGGUAUUGA